This is a messenger RNA of Brettanomyces bruxellensis, 3318 nucleotides long. RefSeq lists its product as uncharacterized. Gene Ontology annotation, biological process: protein import into nucleus. Gene Ontology annotation, cellular component: cytoplasm; nucleus. Bases 1 to 3318 code for a protein of 1105 amino acids. Lineage: Eukaryota; Fungi; Ascomycota; Pichiomycetes; Pichiales; Pichiaceae. The record is from RefSeq and is a predicted model, not a curated record. The transcript has a single exon. Gene Ontology annotation, molecular function: nuclear import signal receptor activity; protein binding.
AUGUCUGGGAUCCCGUCAGAAGUUCAACAGACAUUGAGCGAGCUCAUGACUGGGCUCCUUUCUCCAGACAAUUCGAUUAGGUCACAGGCGGAGGAAUGUCUUCAAAGAGAUUGGACUAAAAAGGAAAAUGUUGAUGUGCUACUGGUGUUUCUUGCACAGCAGGCAGCCCAAGGCAAUGGUGAUACCUCAAGGGCGUUUGCAGCAGUCUUGUUUAGGAGAUUUGCCAUUAAAUCACCUGUGGGGCAGGGAUACUCUGUUACAGACCGUCAGAUCGAUUUUGUGAGUGAUGGUGCAAAACAGGAGGUGCGUAACUUGUUGUUACAGGGCUUUUCGUCGCAGCAAACGAACGGCGUUCGGCAUAAGCUUUCAGAUGCCCUUGCAGAGGUUUCAAAGGACGAGAGUUUUAUGUGGUCGGACAUUUUGCCAACAGUUGUGCAGGCAGCACAAAAUUCCGAUCCGAACUUUAGGGAAUGUGCAUUCCGGAUCAUCACAAACGCUCCGCAGAUCAUGACUGGAGGUGUGCAGCCCGGUGGCAGCAAGGAGGGCGAAACGCAGUUUGAUCCGUCAUUGUUGAAGAUGUUCCAGCAAGGCUUCACUGAUCAAAACGAUGCCGUUAGAAUUGCAGCAUGCACAGCUUUCGUGUCGUUCUUUGAAAACAUGCCAAAGACGUACUGGGGCUCUCUCGCAAAGCUUCUUCCAGGCCUGUUGGACUCAUUGCCUCAUCUUUUGGAGACGAAGAACGAGUCAGCCCUCUCAUCUGUGCUCGAGUCCCUUAUAGAGCUAGUUGACUUGGCUCCUAAGAUCUUCAAGCCGAUGUUCCCAACUUUGAUCUCAUUCUGCAGUGCUGUGGCGAAGAACAGGUAUCUCGACACGGAUGCAAGGCUGUCGGCGUUGGAGUUGCUCACAUGUUUCUGUGAAUCGUCGCCUAAUAUGUGCAAGACAGAGCCAACUUAUGCACCAGCCAUGGUUGUUGACUGCUUACAGCUCUCAACAGAGGUCUGCGAGGACGAUUACGACUGCCAGGAGUGGCUCGAGUCGGAAGAUAUCGAGGAGGAUGAGGAUGAGGAGGCUUACAAUGCUGCGAGAUUGUCCUUGGACCGCGCAUCGUUGAAGUUGGGAGGUGAGACGUUAGCCCAGCCUCUCUUCCAGUACAUUCCAUCGAUGCUGCAGUCAGCUGACUGGCAUGAGAGGCAGGGUGCACUCAUGUCGCUCUCAUCGGCCACAGAAGGCUGCAGAGACGUCCUGAUUACGGAGAUACCAAAGAUCCUCGACUUGAUACUUCCAUCGCUUCACGAUGAGCAUCCGAGAGUCCAGUAUGCUUGCUGCAAUGCACUGGGCCAGAUCUCGACCGAUUUCGCCGACGUGAUUCAAAGAACGGCCGGAAACAGAAUCGUCCCAGCGUUGGUUUCGAUGCUUACAACGAAGAACGCUGCAAGAGUUCAGGCCCAUGCAGCUGCGGCACUUGUGAACUUCUGCGAGGAGGCCAGUCAGGACAUCCUUGAACCAUACUUGGAGUCGUUGCUUUCGAAUCUUCUCACACUCUUGCAGAGUGCCCCCAAGAGAUACGUCCAGGAGCAGGUCAUCACCACGAUUGCUAUUGUGGCCGACUCGGCCGAGAAGAAGUUCCUCAAAUUUUAUGACACCUUGAUGCCGUUGCUCUUUGCCAUCCUCCAGUCCGGAGACAGUACGGAAAACAGGCUUCUCAAGGCCAAGGCCAUCGAGUGUGCCACGUUGGUUGCACUCGCAGUUGGGAAAGAGAAGUUUGCGCAGAAUGCCGGAACCAUUCUUGAGAUUAUGACCAAUCUUCAGCAGAAUCUCCAAGGAGACGACGAUCCUGUCAGAACGUACCUUGAGCAAGGGUGGAUCCGCGUUUGCCGGUUGGUCGGCAAGGACUUCAUGCCGUAUAUGCCGCUGGUUCUACCCCCACUCUUGGAGCAGGCCCGUGCCAUUCAGGAUAUAUCGAUCGUGGAGGAUGAGGAUUUGGAUGAGAUCAACCAGAAUGAGGACUACGAGGUGAUCCAGCUCUCAGGAAAGCACAUUGCUGUUCACACGGCUGUUUUGGACGAUAAGGCCGGGGCCAUCGAGUUGUUGAAGAGCUAUGCUGACGUUCUAGGCGGCCAGUUUUAUCCGUAUGUGGAUGAAAUCGCCCGGCAGAUCGUCUUGCCCGGUUUUGACUUCUACCUGCACGAUGGUGUGCGUGGAACGUGUGCAGUGACUCUUCCCUCGCUUCUCCAAAGCUGUAUCGAGGCCACAGGCGGUGCCAAAUCAUCCCAGAGUGUGGAACUCUGGACACAGAUGGCAAACAAGCUAAUACACCAGCUGUCGAGUGACCCGGUUCCAGACUUGCUUGUGGCCUACUUCUAUGGAAUCACCAAGGGCCUGGAGUUGAUGGGUCAGAACGCACUUUCCGACGACCAGCUUUCGUCGUUUGCGAAAGCCAUCAACACGUGUUUUUCGGACAGUUACGAGCGGAUCAAGGCCAAGGAAGGGGGAAACGACGAAUACAACGAGGAGCUUCUUGAUGAGGAAGAUGAUGACUACACAGAUGAGGAGUUGUUGGAGCAGAUCACGAAAGGGUUGACCAUGGUGUUCAAGAACUCCAAGGAGCGGUUCCUACCGCCGUUCCAGACGCUUGUCCCAACUCUUGCCACUCUCAUCAACGAUGACAACGUCUCGUUGCAGAUGGCCGGAGUAUGUGCAGCCUCGGAUUUGGUCGAAUACGGUGGCCAAGGCUCAUUCCAGUUCAAGGACUUCUUCAUGAACCCGGUCGGCCAGGCUUUGACAUCUUCAAAUGCCGGUGUUCGGCAAGCUGCCGAUUACACUGUUGGUGUUUGUGCCCAGCAUGGAGGCCCCCAGUACAUCAGUUACUGUGUAGCAUGCAUCCCUUCCAUGCUGCAGAUGGCUUCAAUUCCAGAUGCCAAGGCCGAGGAGAACAUCGGAGCCACAGAGAAUGCGUGCUCUUCAAUCGCAAAGAUUAUUCACUCGUUUGGCUCGCAGAUCCCAAACAUCGACCAGAUCAUCGAUGGCUGGUUGAAGCUGCUACCAAUUACCCAGGAUGACGAGGCUGCUCCUUACGCUUACAUGCUUCUCUCCGAGCUCAUAGACAGACACCAGCAGAAUGUCUUCUCGCAAAUCCCAAAGGUUUUGGACAGCGUUGUUCAGGCCCUCUUAUACGCUUCAAUUCAAGGCAAGACAGCGCAGAAAGUUGUCGACUCUACUAAGAACUUGCUAGGCUCCAUUCCCCAUGACCAGGCCAUGGCGCUUUUUUCCAAGUUCGAUAACGAUGCCAAGACCGUGAUACAGAAAUGGUUCUCUUGA